Mesitornis unicolor (brown roatelo) is the source of this 728-nucleotide messenger RNA. RefSeq names its product zinc finger protein 271-like. The record is from RefSeq and is a predicted model, not a curated record. Gene Ontology annotation, molecular function: DNA-binding transcription factor activity, RNA polymerase II-specific; RNA polymerase II cis-regulatory region sequence-specific DNA binding. The transcript has 2 exons. Gene Ontology annotation, biological process: regulation of transcription by RNA polymerase II. The annotation marks the transcript as partial. NCBI's taxonomy places the organism in Eukaryota, Metazoa, Chordata, Aves, Mesitornithiformes, Mesitornithidae.
AUGAGUGAAAAUGAGGGGGAUCUUCAACAAGAUGGGCCGGAGGCACCCAAACCCUGUGGGGCCAUUUCGGACUUUUUCAUGAGGGAAGCUUCUCCAGGCUGUGACCAGGAAGUCUCCUGUCCGAGGUCAGACCUUCUCUCCCCAGAGACGGAGCCAGAGCAGACUUCUCGCUGCAACUUCCGGAAGCGUAAGGAGACUGUGGUGCACCAGCGAGCAUUCAUGGGAGAGAAGCCCUACAUCUGCAUUGAAUGUGGGCAGAGCUUCAACCGCAGCUCCGACCUGAUCCGCCACCAGAGGAUCCACAGUGGAGAGAGGCCAUACAUGUGUACUGACUGUGGCAAGAGCUUCAGCCGCCGCUCUCACCUCAUCCAGCACCAGCGCAUCCACACAGGUGAGAAACCCUACAAGUGUGCUGACUGCAACAAGUGCUUCAGUGAGAGCUCUAAGCUGGUCAUCCACCAGCGUGUCCACACAGGCGAGAAGCCAUACUUGUGCCCCGACUGUGGAAAGAGUUUCAGCCAGCGCUCGCACCUUGUUCAGCACCGUCGCACCCACACUGGGGAGAAGCCCUACAAAUGUGCCGAGUGUGGGACCUGCUUCAGUGACAACUCUACCCUCAUCCGUCACCGUCGUAUCCACACUGGGGAGAAACCUUUCAAGUGCUCCCGCUGUGGGAAGAGCUUCAGUCGCAAUUCCUAUUUAGUCUCACACCAACAGGUGCAUGUGUG